AUGGUGUUGAUUAAAGCAGAAUCUCCUGAAGAAUGGAGCCCUGGUAUAGACCAGCAGGAGCCAGAAGUCCUCAACAUAAAGGAGGAAGAGGAGGAACUGUGGACCAGUCUGGAGGGAGAACAGCUCAAUGUUAAGGAUGAGGUUGAUGCCAGCAGCUUUUCAUUCACUUCAAGCCCUUUGAAGAGUGAGGAUGAUGACGAGAAACCUCUGUUCUCACAGCUUCAUCAGCACCAAAUGGAAGGCGAAGAUCUUCCAAGCAGCAGCAGCUCAGCUGCCCAUAUGACAGCAGCAACUGGUGGAGAGGACUGUGGAGGAGCAGAAACUAGCAGGAACCCAGAACUAAAUGUUCAUGAAGAUAAUUCCAGCUCUUCAGAGACUGAAGUCAGUGAGGAUGAUGAGGAUAAAGAUGGAAAAACUUUUAGUGAUUCUCAGCUGAAACGCUUGUCAGAUUCUGGGCCAGUAACUGAAGAUGGUGAUGAAGAAAGAAAAGUCCAGACAAGACAGGCAUCAUGCAUUUGUGAUGACUGUGGCAAAAUAUUUACCAGUAAAGCAAAUCUUAUCAGACACAUGAUAAUCCACACAGGAGAUAAACUAUUUUCUUGUGAUGUUUGUGGACAAAUAUUUAACCAAAAGGCUACUUUAAACAGACACAUGAAAAUCCACACUGGAGAGAAACCAUUUCCUUGUGCUGUUUGUAAGCAGAAAUUUGCUAGAAUGGGAGAUCUCCACAGGCACGUAAGAAUCCACAGAGGACAUAAACAGUUUCCUUGUGAAGUUUGUGGACAAAGAUUUAGCCAAAAAACAGUUUUAAACAGACACAUAAGAAUCCACACAGGGGAGAAACCAUUUUGUUGCGAUGUUUGUAGUCGAGGGUUUAGCGAUAAGGCAAAUUUAAAAAGACACAGGAGAAUCCACACAGGAGAAAAAAUGUUUUCCUGUGACGUUUGUGGACAAAGGUUUAGUCUCAAGACAAAUUUAAAUGCACAUGUGAGAAUCCACACUGGGGAGAAACCGUUUCCUUGUGAUGUUUGUGGACAAAGAUUUAUCAGAAAAGGAGAUUUAAAUAUACACAUCAAAAUUCACACAGGAGAGAAGCAGUUUCCUUGUGAUCAUUGCAGACAAAGGUUUAGCCAAAAGGCGCACUUAAGCUCACACAUGAAAAUCCACACAAGAAAGAAGACAUUUCCUUGUGAUGUAUGUGGACAAAUGUUUAGCCGGAAGACCAAUUUAAACAGACACGUGAGAAUCCACACCGGACAGAAGCCAUUUCCUUGUGAUUUUUGUGGACAAAUGUUUAGCCAAAAGACAAAUUUAAACAGACACAACAGAAUUCACACAGGAAACGAAGCAACAAUUUGCAGUGACUCAUAAAACACAAAAAUUCACACAGGUGGGACAGCAGUUUAGCUGUGAAUGUAAAGAU
Messenger RNA from Nematolebias whitei (Rio pearlfish), 1423 nucleotides. Its product is annotated as zinc finger protein OZF-like. Lineage: Eukaryota; Metazoa; Chordata; Actinopteri; Cyprinodontiformes; Rivulidae. Bases 1 to 1371 code for a protein of 456 amino acids. Gene Ontology annotation, molecular function: RNA polymerase II cis-regulatory region sequence-specific DNA binding; DNA-binding transcription factor activity. The record is from RefSeq and is a predicted model, not a curated record. Gene Ontology annotation, biological process: regulation of transcription by RNA polymerase II. The transcript has a single exon.